AUGUCACCCAUCUUCCCCGCAGCUAAAGUUGGAGGUGCUCUAUUGAAAACCUUCGCCAAGCCAGUGUCGAGUCGUAUCCAGUCGCUGGCCCGUACUGACGACUUCUGGCGAGGGAAGACUGUUGCCUUAGGUCAGGCCCUCAAUAUAGUCAGCCGUAGGAUCACCAGGGUAGCUGAUAAUAGUAAGACUAGGCGAGCGAUACCACCUCUGAAGGAGGAAGCGGCCCUCGACUGGGGUGCCACUUUUAUUGGCGAGUCAUUCGUUUUCGGUGUCACCACACUUAUAAUAGUGAGUGAGUAUCGACGAGCAGCGAAAAAGGAGAGGGAACACGACAUGUUCAAGAGGCUUCAAAGGGAGGACAGAGAAGCCCAAAGGCUUAGAGACAUAGCACAUAGAGAACAGCGGCUGCAACGCCUAGAAUCCCGCAUUGAGUAG
This is a messenger RNA of Perkinsus marinus ATCC 50983, 435 nucleotides long. RefSeq names its product Optic atrophy 3 protein, putative. The record is from RefSeq and is a predicted model, not a curated record. Gene Ontology annotation, cellular component: mitochondrion. The transcript is spliced from 4 exons. NCBI's taxonomy places the organism in Eukaryota, Perkinsozoa, Perkinsida, Perkinsidae. The coding region runs from base 1 to 435 and encodes 144 amino acids. Gene Ontology annotation, biological process: regulation of lipid metabolic process.